Messenger RNA from Schistosoma curassoni, 645 nucleotides. The record is from the annotation of a GenBank genome assembly. Lineage: Eukaryota; Metazoa; Platyhelminthes; Trematoda; Strigeidida; Schistosomatidae.
AUGAGCGAUUAUGUCUUGGAUGGAGAUCACGAUGUUCAUGAAGAUGAGUUCGGAGAUGAAAACGGGAAGGAGGACGUCAGCGUGACCGACGAAAUGCAUUUCGAUGCUGAGUUAGAGGCUAUCAAAGAACGCUUCAAAGAAAUUGAAGCAGAUGCAAAUAAAUUACAUGACUUGCGCCGCGUUAUCGACAAGUCUCCAAUCUCAAAAUCCAAUAACUCAAAUUUGUCAGAUGAAGAUAAAACUGAAGUUGACUUGCGUUCUGUAUAUGUUGGAAAUGUUGAUUAUGGUUCUACGGCCGAUGAACUAGAAGCACAUUUCCGUGGUUGCGGGCCGAUAAACCGUGUUACUAUAUUAUGCAAUAAAUUUACUGGACACCCUAAAGGAUUCGCAUAUAUUGAAUUCGAUACUCGUGAUGCUGUUGAAGCUGCAAUCGCUCUGGAUGACUCAUCUUUUCGAAGUCGACAGUUGAAAGUCCUACCUAAGCGUACAAAUGUUCCAGGAAUGUCCAUGACAAAUCGUCCCCCUUUCGUGAGAGGUCGCGCGCGCGGCAGAGGGAUGUCUAUUGGUUUCCGUCCAGCAUAUGCUGGCCGAAUGCGAUUCCCACGAUAUCGGCGACGUGGUAGUUAUUACUUUACCCCCUAUUAA